This is a messenger RNA of Penicillium manginii, 2139 nucleotides long. RefSeq names its product potassium channel family protein. Gene Ontology annotation, cellular component: membrane. The record is from RefSeq and is a predicted model, not a curated record. The coding region runs from base 1 to 2139 and encodes 712 amino acids. The transcript is spliced from 3 exons. Gene Ontology annotation, molecular function: potassium ion leak channel activity. Gene Ontology annotation, biological process: potassium ion transmembrane transport; stabilization of membrane potential. Lineage: Eukaryota; Fungi; Ascomycota; Eurotiomycetes; Eurotiales; Aspergillaceae.
AUGCAGAAUGGAUCUCCGACGCGUCAGACCGACCAUCGGGAUACCCCGCCGUCUCUAUGGGACCGAUUCACAAGCAAUUUUAAUAUGAGACCCCCAGAGGACGAUGAGCCUCAGUCAUGGUGGAUUGCAUCGACGGCCAUCCCGUUGGUGGCAGCUGCAGCGGGACCACUGGCAAAUGUCAUGUCGAUUGUUGCGCUCGUCAUGCCCUGGCGAAGCCAUGUCAUCUCCAGCACACCCGGACCAGCCGGUAACUUGCCUCAAGUCGGCUAUGAUGAUCCUCAUUGGGUCACAGCCUUCAAUGCGACAUCGCUGGUUUGCGGACUCGUGGGCAAUAUUUUCUUGCUUUUGAACUUUACACAGACGGUUCGGUACAUUAUUGCUUUGCCUGUAACGAUUAUAUCAUGGUUUUUAGCGACAGGAAUGUUGUGCGGCCUCACCGCAGCUCUUUCGAUCUACGAUCCUCCAACCGGCCCAGAUGAUGUUUAUUCGCAAGCCUACUGGAGUGCUGUCAUUGCAGCGAUCCUUUACUUCAUUCUAAGCGUCAUAUUGAUGGUCAACAUGCUGGGCUACUUUCUGGGACGCUACCCUCAACAUUUCUCUCUCACUGACGACCAACGAACCCUUAUUCUCCAAAUGACUGGAUUCGUGGCUUGGCUGCUUGUUGGUGCUGCCAUCUUUCAGCGCGUGCUGGGCAUAUCCUUUGCCGACGGACUCUACUUCAGCGAUAUCACGGUUCUCACCCUAGGUUUUGGUGAUGUGACUGCUAAUACGCCCGUGGGAAAAGGUUUAAUAUGGCCGUAUGCGGUGAUUGGAAUUGUCAUGCUAGGUCUUGUGGUCGGGAGUAUACAUCAAUUUGCCCGAGAAGUCCACUAUGAUAACGUGGUGCGCAAGCACAUCGAGCAAAGACGGCAGGCCACAUUUGAGCGUUCAAUCACUAUCGGCGACCUUGACAUGGCUAGAGCAAGUUUAUCUGCGCAAGGAAAUGGAGUCCCUGCGGUACUUACCCGCCAGCUGUCCCAUAUCCCAUUACAUCGGAAACACCGCCGCCAACCAAUUCGCGACACCAUCCACACAUUAGCAGUUGGUCAUAGACCUCGACUCCUUAUUAUGAGAGAAGAAAAGGAUAGAUUUGAUGCGAUGCGUGCGAUCCAGUAUGACACCAUGCGCUUCCGUCGAUGGAACGACUUGUUCAUAAGUAUCAUCGCAUUCGCAAUCGUUUGGACAGGCGGAGCCGUUGUCUUCUGGAGACUAGAGGAGAUCUCGUACUUCGACGGGCUGUACUUUUGCUUCUGUUCUCUCCUUACCAUUGGCUACGGCGACGUCACGCCCCAGUCAAAUGCGGGCAGACCAUUUUUCGUAAUGUGGUCACUCAUCGCAAUCCCAACGAUGACCAUGCUCAUCUCGCAAAUGAGCGAUACCGUCGUCGCGGCUUACAAAAAGUCCACAGAGAAGCUCGGAGAUUACACACUGAUGCCUCGUUCUGGUGCAUACCGGUCCUGUCUUAAUCAUUUCCCUUUCAUCAUGAACUUCAUCCAAAAGCGCCAAGAGAAAAAGCGACUCAAGCGAGGAUUUCCAGUCGGGGCAGAUGCGGAUCCUGAUCAAAUUGAAGAUCGACCCUCGACAGCUCGGACUGAAAAGGAUGUCGAAGGAGCGCCUAACGACCGUCGAUCUCAAGACCGUCCACAUCGAACAAUCGAGGAACUCGCGAGUGAGCCGAACCCCUCCCCGUUUGAACUUGCCCAGCAAUUGGCCUUUGCUAUUCGUCGUACCUCUGAAGAUGCACGAGUAGGUAAAAGAAAGCGUUAUUCGUAUGAAGAGUGGGUUGAGUAUACCCGCUUGAUUCAAUUUACAGAUCCACGAUCUGGACCCUCUUCGGCCGGGAGCCAACAGCAACACAGAGGAGUAUCUGUAGAUAAAGACGAAUACGGUGUACUAAACUGGGAUUGGAUUGGCGAGAGUAGUCCCAUGUUGGCCCAUCAGACGGAACCAGAAUGGGUGCUAGACCGAUUGUGUGAGAGCUUAGUUCGUUAUGUGUCGACCCAGGAACAGGCUAGGGCCGAGUCACAGGGCCAAGGAGAUGAUGCGGCCGAGGCGCCUACCUUGAAAAAAGAGCAGGACCUUGGACUUGAGCAGAAUUAA